UUCAGAUUCAGAUCAACGUUUGGUUUUGAAAGUGUUACUAAAGAAAUUGCAACAAAUUUGUUAAAUGUAAAAAAACGAUUAAUUGAUUGAAUGAAUCCUGAUCAGCAAUACAACAAAACAAUUUGUCAGUCAUAAUUGUCAAUCAGCUGAUGUUGACACACAUCAGCUACAGCAGCGGUCAUUUUAAAACUCCCUAAACUACACUGAACAAAAAGUCAACAUGUAAUUGAUUAAACUUAAUAAAAACCAGCAAUAAAAACCAAUAAUAAAUAAUAUCUGCACAUUUUUUUUAUUAAGACAAUACAUAAUAACAAAUUAUUGUUGUCUCAAAAGACACUGACAACAUUUAAUUAAAACAAUGAAGUAAUGAAAUUCAUUUUAAUAAACAACAAUACUGCAAUAAAAACAAAAACUAAUAUUCAUCAUCAUAAUUAACCGCAAAGAAACAAAGAAGGAGUCAAAAAACUUAAAAGAAGGAGAGAGUAACACUUUUAAACCAUAAUAAUAAAAAAAAGUAAACAAACCAACACACAUUUGUCAUUUGUCACUUUUUAACACUUCAAGUAACAAAUCAAAACGAAAUAACGACUACAGCGGCAUAACUACUGGCGUUAAAGUCUUCUUCAUAUUUGGCUGCUGUUCAUAAUGUUAAACAAUUUUUAAUAAUUACAGCAAUUAUUAAUUAUAAUUAACAACUACUACUACAUGAUUUUUGUUUAACAUACAAGCUGUGUUUUGAUAUUCAUUUGCAAUUCUUUUUAAACAUCAAAAUUGCUUUUGGGCAAAUUUGUUUGCAAAAAAAAAAAAAUAUAAUUUUUUUAAACAACCAUACUGUGAUAUCAAAAACCAAAAGAUGAAGUCGUUGGCCUUAAACUUGUUAAAAACUUUACUUCUACUAAUAUUUGGCGUAGUGUUGGCAGCAGCCACUAACAGCAGCAGAAGCUCAUCUUCAGCAGCGGCAACAGCAACAGCUACAUCUUCAGCCAAAACAUUAAUUAACUUGGCGAAUAGAAGAGCAUUACCAACAACAACAGCAAUACCACCAUCAUUACAGGCGCCACCACAUUUACAACUAAGACGUCAUACUUUACCUGCCACAGCGGCAACAACAACAACGACAACAGCAAAAACUACAAUACAAAUGGCAAGUGCGAGUGGUAGUAGUAGUAGGCAACGUUUGCCUUUAGCAAGGCACGCGGCCAAACAAAUUACAACAACGACAACAGCAACAACAAAACCAACGACAUCAAUUAUGACCAACUCAAGAAGAAAACCCAUCAUAAGCGAAACAUCCACAUUAGAUUCGACAAGACAAGUGCGGCAUAUUGAUGCCACAACAGCAUCGACAGCAUCGACACCAGUGUCAGUGAGGAAUGGUGGUGCUGGAGUACGACAACAACGUAGUUUUCAUAGUAAUGGUGCCCAACCUUAUGAAGACACAGAAACGAAACGUAAAUAUAAAACUGUAGAACGUAGACAAUAUACACGUUCCUAUAACAGCCCCUCAACGACAACAACAACAACCAGAAAACCACAACAACAUUUGAGUGCCUUAAGACAAAGAACUGCUACACUCUAUGAUGGUUCCAAUACAUCUCGUCAAUCCAAACUAUCGUCAUUACCGUUACAUGACGAUGAUCUUAAGACAACAAAAACAACAACGACGACAGCAGCAUCAACAUCCUCAACCUCAGAUGCAACAGCCAGCAACCAUGGCAACGCAAAACUGACAACUCUGCACAAUCAGCAGACACCAAAAACACCUCGCAUGAUACAACGUCUAGUUGCUGGUCAUAUACAAAAUGCUGAAGGCCGUUCCACCUAUCAAGUAUCGGCUGUAACUAGCAAUAGCACCAUAACCAAUUCAACAACGGCGACAAAAAUUUCCUCAACAAAUUCUACACCAGCAAGACAUGCACUCAUGAGUAGCAGUUACAGAAGUUCACAAUUAAAUGCCAACAUAAGAGUGGCCUCAACCACUGCUUCGACCACCACAACGACAUCUACAUCCAAGUCCGGUGAAACUUUAAUUGAUUCCAACCAUGAUGUAGACUAUCACGAUGAUGAUGAGGCUCUGCUAGAUGAUCCUGGGGAUUUUGACAAUUGGGAUAAUGGUAUUUUAAGAUUAAGUGCCGGAUCGGGUAAGGAAAAUAAUUUGAAACCUAAAAAGGUUAAAGAGGAAGCCAAGAAAACAUUGUCCGAUCAAGUACGGGAUGGUAAAUAUGGUUUAAUAGAAAAGGAAUUAUUUAGAAGAACACCCAAGAGACCGGGUGUCUUAAGUUAUUUGCCCAAUAAAGAAGUACCCGAGGAUAAUGAACGUAAUUUUGGAGGCCUUAAUGAGGAGGAUAUAUGGUUAGCUGAAGACCAUUUGCUGGUCAUUAAAGGUGGCAGCCUUAAUGAGGACAAUCCCGAGGAACCCUGGCCGGCUAUAGAUGAUUAUAAUGCAGCUGGUAGGCAAAUUAAAAUUCCCAGUAAUCCCAAAGUUCCGCCACCCUUUCCUGUCCAGCUCGAAGAAAACGGCCCCGUACAGCUUAUCGGAAAUAAUAAACUCACGAUCGUCUAUCCGCUCUCUAACGAAUCGUUACCAGUUUAUACCAUCGGCACGCAAACCCACAACACGCCGUCCACGGAUGCUAGUGACGACGAGAAAAAUCUUAUUACCCGGCCGGGAAAGGCUAAAAAUGCUCAAGAGAACGAGCCUGGUUACAACUACCCGUCGCCCGCGUUACCGUGGCUCUAUAACAACCAAACGCUUGCGAAUCCAUCAGUGAGUGAAGGUGAUAAGCCAGUUAAUUUCCCUGUAUUAGGACCUUUUCUCUAUGGACGCAAUGGUUCUUUGGAUAAUAUUAAUGGCACCGAGGACUUUGAUGAAGAUGAUCCUUCAUUAUAUUAUCCUCCAGCCUAUUCGUUUGUUUAUAAAAGUAACUAUUCCAAUCGUGUACCUCCAGGACCUUUAGUACCGGGCAUUGUAGUACCACCACCUCCCGAACAAUUUAGCAAAUUAGAGAAGUCACAUAAGGAGAAACGACCUCAAUCGCCAGCAAUUAGAUAUAGAAUUUCUAGUACAACGUCUCCGACACCAACAACUACUACGAUAAGUACUACAACUACCACCACUACCGAGCUACCGUAUAGACAAGUGUUUACAAAAAUAUCGGAAUAUACUCCAAAGAUUAUUAAUAUUGCAAAUCCAUCACCCAGACCUGUUUACACUCCCACACAAUCAACCAGAUUUUCCAUUAGUCCCUCUCCUACACCACCUCCUAGAAAUAUUGAACCUGUACCAGUUCCCGUGGCAGUACCCAUACCCAUUUAUUCCAUCAAUUCAAGUCCCAAUGUUCGUCCCAAUAUUAUUUCAUUUGUUCCCACUACCCCAGAACCCAAUGUCGAAACUCUUUCUAAGGCAAAUCCAAUUUAUUAUGAAUACUUUGAGGCUAAACGACAACAGGGCAGUGCUAACGUUGUUGAUGAUUACGCUCCGACUACUUCGAAACCAAUUACGGUUUCGAAACCCAUUAAACUAUAUGCCACCAGUAAGAGACCAUUUAAAGCCCAAGGUCAUCGCAAUUACUUGCAGCCAGUGCCACCCAAUCAUCGUUAUGUGGAUGACGGUGGAGUGGUUAUAACUCCUAAACCGGAAAUACGCUAUAAAUCAAGACCCAUAUUCAAACAACGACCUUUACAAAACUUUGAGCAGGAAGUCAAUGCUAUACGAGAGACGUUGCGUUAUUAUCAAAAUCAAGAACUACGAGACAAUAAUAUACCCAGAACACCAAAAGCUAAACCGGUAUUUGACUAUAACUAUGAGGGUUCCAAAACGGAAACAGAAGGAGAUGUUAGAAAUCAAUUCCAACCUCCAGUAGAAUAUGAUGGAGAACCCUUCAAACCCAUGGUUACUUAUAGUCCAGCGGUAAAUGAUGAAAAUGCCUUUAGAGCCUUAGGAGUCGACAAAAUUGGUUCCGAUGAAGAUCAACCUCAAGGAAGAGAAGAUUUUGCAGAAGCUCCAAAAUAUCCCACCACAACAUUACUGCCAGUUCAGCCUCAGGGACGUCCUAAAAAGUUAAGAAUAGGUGCCAAAUAUCUGCAACAACCUCCUCAGCAACAGUCGUAUGUAAAUGCUCCUCAAAGACAACCCAGUUGGUUGGCGGUCAAUAAACAAGAAUUUAAUGAAUACGUCCAAGCAGAAAGUCCGCCACAAAGAGAACGUUAUCAGGAUCCCGUACCUCAAGCUGUACCGGUAAUAGCUACUCGCAAUCGAGAAUAUCCCGGCUACUAUUAUAGUCCGGGAAGACAAAAUAAUCGUUUCUAUGAGGAACCCUUUCAAAAUAUACCCUCACGUAAAAUUAUCAAUUAUAGACCACAACAGCAAACCCAACAGCAACAGCCACAACCACUACCGCCUCAACAGCAACAGCCCAUAUGGAGUUUAGAAAAUGAUACAUUGGUAAAUGAGUUGCCCAAUAGACCACCUAUUAAUCCAGAUGCUGAAUUUAUAGAUCCCUACUUGGUGGGCCAUCACUCCAUCAACAACAACUAUCCGUAUCAGCAGCAGCAACAACAACAGCAGCCACCACCACAACAACAAAGAUUAGUUUAUCAACAACAACCUCUACAAAGACCUCCACCACCCAUAUCUCAUCAAUCCCAGUACUAUGCACGUCCCCAAAGAAUACCAGGUAGACAAUACCAACAGCAACUUCAACAACAGCAGCAACAGCUACCUCUUCCACCAUCACCUCCAUUUUCUUUGCAAAACGAUGAAUUGGUCAACUAUAGACAACCCCUACCGCCCAUUAAUCCCGAUAGUGAAUGGAUUACACAUCCUAAUGUGAUACGUAAUCAACAACCACAACAAUUUUUUAGAUCAAAUAAUUAUCGGUUACCGCCACCACCACAACCGGCUGCUCUGCCAAAUGUCGGUGGUGAAGCGGAUGUUUAUUAUUUAUCACCAAAAUAUCGUCGUGCCAAUAAUCUCAAUAACAAUAGCAAUAAUCGUUAUCAACAACAGCAGCAGCAACAACAACAUAAUAAUGGCAAUGUUAGUAAUAAUGGUAAAUAAGUGUAGAAGAAGUCCACUCAUCACUAGAAAGGGCUAAGAUAGAAAUUUUGGAGGAACGGUAACAUAACAUCGAAGAAACUUUGUUGCUGUUUCGAGCAGUGCAUGUCGUAUUAUAAAGACAAUUGAUAAAAUAGUCAAAUUGUAAAGGUUAGAAUCAAUUAGGAUAUAGUCCAGACUAUAGACUAUUCUAGAGUCCAGACUAUAGACUAUUCUAGAGUCCAGACUAUAGACUAUUCUAGAGUCCAGACUAUAGACUAUUCUAUAGUCCAGACUAUAGACUAUUC
Lucilia sericata (common green bottle fly) is the source of this 5343-nucleotide messenger RNA. RefSeq names its product titin. The record is from RefSeq and is a predicted model, not a curated record. The coding region runs from base 854 to 5059 and encodes 1401 amino acids. The transcript is spliced from 4 exons. Lineage: Eukaryota; Metazoa; Arthropoda; Insecta; Diptera; Calliphoridae.